AUGGAAGCAGAAAGGAGGCGCCAGGCCGAGAAGCCAAAGAAGGGACGAGUCGGCAGCAGCCUCUUGCCGGAGAGACACCCGGCCGCUGGGACCCUGACCACCAUGGUCUGGUUCCAGAACCGCAGAGCUAAGCAACGGAAGCAAGAGCGCUCACUGCUUCAGCCCCUGGCCCAUCUGUCUCCUGCCACCUUUUCCAGCUUCUUGCCAGAGUCCCCUGCUUGCCCCUACUCCUACGCGCCACCACCACCACCAGUGACCUGCUUCCCUCACCCCUACAGCCACGCCCUCCCCUCCCAGCCCUCCACAGGAGGUGCUUUUGCUUUGCCACACCAGUCUGAGGACUGGUACCCCACCUUGCACCCAACCCCUGCUGGCCAUCUGCCCUGCCCCCCACCCCCUCCCAUGCUCCCCCUCAGCCUUGAGCCAUCCAAGUCCUGGAACUGA
This is a messenger RNA of Mandrillus leucophaeus (drill), 444 nucleotides long. RefSeq names its product PROP paired-like homeobox 1 (gene PROP1). Gene Ontology annotation, cellular component: transcription regulator complex. Lineage: Eukaryota; Metazoa; Chordata; Mammalia; Primates; Cercopithecidae. The transcript has 2 exons. The record is from RefSeq and is a predicted model, not a curated record. Gene Ontology annotation, biological process: pituitary gland development; regulation of transcription by RNA polymerase II. The coding region runs from base 1 to 444 and encodes 147 amino acids. Gene Ontology annotation, molecular function: RNA polymerase II cis-regulatory region sequence-specific DNA binding; DNA-binding transcription factor activity, RNA polymerase II-specific.